GAGCGGCGAGUGGCGAGGCGGCAGCGCCCGCCCAGCAGAGGCUGCUGUGGCAGCGCUGUCCCUGCGGCGGCUGUUCCACCGAGCAAACGGAAUCCUUCCUGCCCCGGCCGUCUGCUUGGCUUUCCCUGGUCGAUUUUUUAGGGGAACUGCCCGCUGCCCGCCGCCUCCGUGUCUCACUGGGUCCCCGCGCCCUCGGGGAUGGCGGCAGUUACUGGUUCCGUUGCGACCCUGGCCUGUCCGGGUCCCGUUCCCAGCGCAGGUGUCAGGGCAGCUCACUCCCGCUCAGCUGCUGCUCUGCGGGAAGCCUCGCGAGCAGUUCCGCGGGAAGUGGCCCCGCGCGGGCAGCAGGGGGCGCUCGCUGGCCCGACCCGGCCUGCACGGGCGGUCCCGGGGCGCGCGGCCCGGACCGUGAGGGAGGUGCGGCUGAGGAAAGGAAGGAGGAGAGCAGACAAGUGCAGGUUUAUGAACACACUUCUCUGCAGGUACAGACCUCGUGGGAUGGGCAAUGCAGAGUGAAGCAUCGGAUGCGUUUCUCAGCAGUCUCAGCACAGCAGAGUCCAGGCUGCACACCUAGGCUUUGGAUCAGAGCCUGAAUUUCCAGAGAGCUAGAAGUGGGAUCCCUACUGCACUCUUCAUUUUAAUGGUGUCUGCACUGUAAGAUGAGCAUGAGAUCUCUGUGCUCUGCAGAGCUCGGCAUCCUCCCAGCUCAGUGUUCAUCUGUGAACAGAACUUUGCCACCUUUGACUUAGCUGUUCUGGGCAGUCAGUGGCUGUGGAGGCCUUCAGUGAAAAUGUCAAAGUAACAUCCAGUCAGACUUUGCAUGGCAUGAGGCAGAAACAGGAUUUUCUAGCAUGGUAUCUCUCUCCUCAUUUUUAACAAAUUCUCACUGUGACGAAGUUACUUUGUCCUGAAAGCUGAUAAAGGUACUCCUGCAAAACCCUUACCCGUGAUGAUUCCACCAUCUGCAACCAGCCCUGUCAGUGAUGCUGCACUCUUGCCAAGCGUGGCUUCUCAGGAAGUGUGGAGGUCACCAGUUCCAGGCUAUUCUGGAUUGGUCACACGGCACAUAAGUCAUCGGGCCAACAACUUCAAGAGACAUCCAAAAAGAAGAAAACAUAUCCGCCCUUCGCCACCACCGCCACCAAAUACUCCAUGUCCUAUUGAUUUGAUUGACUUUGGGGAUCUCCAGCCUCAGAGGACUUUCUUGGAACUCCUGUUCAAUGGGUGCAUUCUCUUUGGGCUUGAAUUCAGUUAUGCCAUGGAAACAGCUUAUGUUACCCCUGUGCUGCUUCAGAUGGGGCUUCCAGACCAACUGUAUGGAAUGGUAUGGUUCAUCAGCCCUAUAUUAGGAUUUUUGCUACAGCCUUUGCUGGGAGCCUGGAGUGACAGAUGCACAUCAAGAUAUGGGAGAAGAAGACCUUUCAUUCUGGUCUUAGCAGUAGGGGCAUUGCUUGGCCUCUCACUUAUGCUGAAUGGCAAAGAUAUAGGGAGUGCCUUGUCUGACACUGAGAAUAACCACAAAUGGGGGAUCAUUCUUACGGUCUGUGGUGUUGUCCUCAUGGACUUCAGUGCAGAUUCAGCAGACAAUCCCAGUCAUGCCUACAUGAUGGAUGUAUGCAGCCCAGUGGAUCAAGACAGGGGCCUCAACAUCCACGCUUUGUUAGCAGGUCUUGGAGGUGGCUUUGGUUAUGUUGUUGGAGGAAUACACUGGGAUAAAACCAGUUUUGGAAAAGCUGUAGGAGGGCAACUUCGCGUCAUCUAUGUCUUCACCUCAGUUAUACUGACUAUUGCUACCGUGCUGACUCUAAUUAGCAUUCCAGAAAGACCCUUAAGGUCCUUUAGCAGGAAGAAAAAGGUGAUGAAGAGUCCAAGUCUUCCUCUCCCUCCUUCUCCACCUUUCUUCUUUGAGGAGGGUGUAAAUGAAAACUUUGCUUCUCAUAACUCAGCUCACUUACAUGCAAGUUUUACGAGUCCCGUUUCCCCCAUCAGCCCACUCACACCAAAAUACGGGAGUUUUGUCAGCAGAGACAAUUCUUUGACGGGAAUUAAUGAGUUUGCAUCAUCAUUUGGGACUUCAAAUAUUGACAGUGUGCUUAUAGACUGUUUUACAGACGGGCACAAUAGUUAUGUAGCACUUCCAGCUAGUUUGGCCAGGCAGCCUGUCAGUGUUAGCUUUCCUCAGGUGCCUGAUGGCCGUUACCAAGGAGAAAAUGGAGUUCUGGAGCAAGGGGAGAACAGCAUAACAUCUGACGGUGACGCACUAAGAGUGGGCUCACUGGAUGCAAUAAAGCCACGGUCGUCAGGGAUCUUGAAAAGACCUCAGACCUUGGCCAUUCCAGAUACCAUAACAGGACACUGCCCAGAGAGUAACAGAAGAAGAAAUGUAACCUUCAGCCAACAGGUUGCUAAUAUCUUGCUGAAUGGUGUUAAGUAUGAGAGCGAGCUGAAUGAAUCAGACGAGACCUCUGAGCAACCACUCUCUGUGAAACUGCUUUGUUCGACCGUCUGCCAGAUGCCCAGGGCUCUUCGUAACCUCUGCAUCAACCACUUCUUAGGAUGGCUUUCGUUUGAAGGGAUGUUACUCUUCUAUACUGACUUCAUGGGAGAAGUAGUGUUUCAAGGGAAUCCAAAAGCACCUCACAACUCAGAUGAGUAUCAGAAGUACAACGCUGGGGUCACCAUGGGCUGCUGGGGAAUGUGCAUCUAUGCAUUCAGUGCUGCUUUCUAUUCAGCCGUGCUGGAGAAGCUGGAGGAGCGGUUCAGCACACGGACGCUGUACUUUGUGGCAUAUUUGGCCUUUGGGCUGGGCACGGGCCUAGCCACCCUCUCCAGAAACGUCUAUGUGGUGCUGUCACUGUGCGCUACCUACGGCAUUCUGUUUGCCACACUCUGCACGUUGCCCUACUCCCUGCUCUGUGACUACUACCAGAGCCGUGAGUUUAUAGGCUCGCAGGCAGAGGGCAUGCGGCGCGGGAUGGGCGUUGACAUCUCCUUGCUGAGCUGCCAGUACUUCCUGGCACAGAUCCUUGUGGCUCUGGCCAUGGGGCCACUGACAGCGGCUGUGGGCAGUGCCAGCAGUGCCAUGUACUUCGCCAGCCUGGUGUCCUUCCUGGGCUGUCUCUUCUCCUCCCUCUGUGUCACCUACGAGCUGCUGCCCACCGAGGAGCUUCCGCCUGCCGAGGAGCAGCGUCCGCUCUUGCCCCAUGCGCAGAAUGAAUAAAUGGGAGAAGCUGCCACAGCCUCUGCUGCCUCAUUGCAUCACCUUCAGCCUUCCUAUUGUGGCACAACAGGCUUGUGCACCUCUGGGAUGGCAGCAGUGGGCAUGGCAAAUGACGAGAAAGGUCUGCACUGGCUUUGCUGAGCUUUCCCCUGCCUGUGGGAAGGUGAGGGGUGAGUCAGCAGCGCCUGCACUGCUGGUCCUUCCCCUGAGGUGGCAAAGGCCUGUCUGUGCCCCUGGGCCACAGCAGCAGCAGGAAGUGGUGGGGCCAUUCCCUCCAGCUGCCUCGUGGUGCUGUCAUUCCCAGGGGAACCAGUGGUUUUGUCCAGCUUGAGGCAGGAGGCCCGGAAGUCUGGUACCUGAGCAGGGCAACCUCGGUCUCUUGAGUGGCAGGGAGCUGCUGGGCUGGGCUGCACACUCCACUGCGAGUACUGCCACUGUGGGAACAGCGAUCUGCCAGUCUGGGGGGCAGAAGGUGCCAUCUCAUGGCCAGGCAGAGCCCGAUCCUCCAUUGCCAAAGGCAGUGGUGAUUCCUGUGAGGCUUUUGGGAGCUGCGGGUCCAACCUACAGCCUCUGCCUAUGGUAGGCUGGGCUCUGGAGGGUGCUUUCUAAGACUUUGGAAAGGCUGAGAGCAACUGGUCCUGCUUAGGUGGUGUAAGUACUCUAUGAAGUUCCAUGGUUGGACUUCUACUUGUACAGAGCUCCCACCAAGUGCUACGAGAAACCACUGUGGGCUGAAAGUGGUGUGGCCUGACUCCCAAACCCUGCUCGUUAGGUCCUGGCUGUGGUCCUUGGUAAUGUUUGCCAAUAUGUGCAGAUUUCCUUCCACAUUAGACUUUUAAUUAAGACUACAGGGGUUUGUGAUGACUUAGCAGGAGGAUGGACAGUUGUCCAUAAUCCAGCUUUGGGGAGAAGGGUCUUUUUUCAUCAGCCUCUCUUGGGUAGUAGAAGCUUACUCUCAGAGCUAAGUUGAGAAUUUAAGAAAAAUAAUUUGUAUGAAAGCCUUCAUCACAUCAUUGUUGUUUAUACAGUUUUACCUUGUGACAUUUUAAAAUCUGCAUGGGGACCAGUGAAUAAGUGCUUGUCAGCUAGAACUGCAUCUUCCAUAUCUCAGUAAAACUAGUAAAAAAAGGGCUUUGGGUUUCAUUAUCUGCAAGAUUUUGUAAUUAUUCUGAUUUUAGAAGGUGGUAAAUGUGCGAGAACUUGUACAAGUUGUAGUUAAGGCCAGGAGUUAAUUUUAAGUCAUAAAUAAAGUUAAAACUAUUUCUAAAAUCCCUAUCAGUCUGCUUCCAUAUUUGGGUAGGCAGCCAAUGUUUACCAAGGCUGAGGGACACUUUGGUGUUUACACGUGCAUGGCAUCCCUGUAGAGGUUAUUUCUGCUUACUUGGUCUUUAGGUCUUGAGUAAGGGUUAUCACAGGAGGGUCACUCUUUUUAAAUGAGUUGUACUUAAUUGUACGCCUAAGUUUAUUCUGAUGCUUGAUCUACGAUGCCAAGAUGAAAUAAUUAGUGUAAUCAUUAGCUGUUGUGGCUUACUAUACUCCCAUGCUGAAAGCAUAAUACACAACUUGUAAGAACCCCUCAUUUUUAUCAUCUGUUCCUGAGUAUUACUUUUUUAAAAAUUUAUUUUAGAAGCAAGUCUCAUAUUACUCAGUGUUGACUUAAAUGGAGGAAUACUACUGAGAUUACAAAGUCAAGCACUCAGAGAUAAAGGACUAUCAGAUUGAUGAGUAUAUUCAUCUUUCAUUUCUUUUUUUGGGCUUAUGUAGUGUCAUAUCUGCAGGAAUAUCUGUGAUGUGUCAUUUCCUUGAUUAUGGGGCAGCUGUCUCCAAAAACGUUCAGGACAAAGCUGGAACAAAAUAGCAUGAGAAGUUGUUGGUACUUCUGAUUUUGACAAUCUAAAGACUUGACUUUGGAGAAUUUUUCUUUCUUGUUGGUCUGCCUUGUAACCUUAAUUUCUCUUCCUUAUCUUCUCAAACUUUUAAACUCAAAAAUUAUUUUAUUUCUUUGUUUGGUCUCACCAGCUAACGUGGUAUCAGGUCUUAAAAUGUUUUUUCCUCUUAAGUUUUGUAGCCAGCGUUAUUGCACUAAAUGAAUUGUGAGCACUUCCUUUUCUAGGUAGCUGGAGUUGCAGAUCAUUUUGUUGCAAGUGAAAAUCUUCAAAAGGUUCAUACAAUUGAUGAAAUCAGUGUAUCUGAUGAUAAUGUAUGUCUCCAUUACCAUCUGUAAAUAUUAUGAGCUACAUUUAUAUAGUUAUAAAACUAUUGCUAUGCCUAUAUGCAUUACCCGAUAAAAUAUAUAUUACAUUUUCUAUUUUAUGGGAUAUGGACUUUAUUUUGCAUAUGUAUUGAUGUAGUGUUACAUACAUAAUACUUUUAAGUCAACAUCACUGUGUGUUAAUUUGGGGCUUUGAGCAAUACUAGUGGUGUCUGGAAAAAAACCAGGGCCUGUCACUAUCAUGCAGAGUUGCACCAAAUCCAUAGAAAUAACUUUAAAAAGGUAUUACUUGCUUAUUCUCUUCGUCAUACAUUUUGUAUUUUACAGAAAUUACUGUAUAUGAUCCCUGUUGAACUGCAAGCUACAACGUGAUGUCUACCUUUUGGAAUCCAAACGCUUCAUAUUCUGUCUAAAUCUGCAAAUUGCUGAUUGGAAAAGAGAUGCAUGAGUUUAGGCAGGAAAAUGAUUUUACGCUGUGCUGUUUUUCAGUGAUGCCUAAAGGUUAAUUUUGAAUAAGUCCAUAUCAUUAAAGGCUGAUUGAUGGCAAUUAUUUGUGGAUGCUCAUAAGGUAUUUAUAACAGAUGUACAGAAGCAGGGAAAAUGGGGAGACUGAUGGAGAAAACACCUUAUCAGUUGUCUCAUGUUUGUAAUGAAGCUAGCUGUAAGCAUUUCAGCAUAUGUCUGCAGUUCACUCGACUUCUGCUGUGUCUCUCAAAAAAGACAACCUAAUAAUUUCAGAACUUCUGCUGUAUCUUUGAAUGGAAAAAAUGAGUCUUUUCAAGAAUCAAAUAGAAUAAAAUUGUAUGACUAUAUAUAUAAAGAAAAGCGGUAUUGUGAACUAUUCAAAA
This is a messenger RNA of Pipra filicauda (Wire-tailed manakin), 6280 nucleotides long. RefSeq names its product solute carrier family 45 member 1 (gene SLC45A1). The transcript is spliced from 14 exons. Gene Ontology annotation, biological process: transmembrane transport. Gene Ontology annotation, molecular function: sucrose:proton symporter activity. Gene Ontology annotation, cellular component: membrane. Bases 950 to 3220 code for a protein of 756 amino acids. NCBI's taxonomy places the organism in Eukaryota, Metazoa, Chordata, Aves, Passeriformes, Pipridae. The record is from RefSeq and is a predicted model, not a curated record.